CUAUGUGAAACUUCUCGCUACUUUCCAUUCCUUACCUCACCCUGCUUAUAUAUCAAUCCCAUUCACUUCUUCACCCAUCACCAUUCAACAUUCGCAUACCUCUAUCACUACUACAACUUCUCUUCAACUGAGUUUCCAAUGGAUCUCUUACCAUGUUUCCUCCUCUUAAGCCUUGGACUCUCAUUCUCCCACCUUGCUUCUGCAAAUUUUUUCAAUGACUUCGACAUCACAUGGGGAAACGAUCGUGCUAAGAUACUCGACAAUGGCCAACGCUUGCAGCUCACUCUCGAUCAGUCCUCAGGUUCAGGGUUCCAAUCCAAGAAUGAAUAUCUCUUUGGCAAAAUUGAUAUGCAAAUCAAGCUGGUGCCCGGUAACUCGGCCGGAACUGUUACUGCAUAUUAUCUGUCAUCACAAGGGGAUAAGCACGACGAAAUAGACUUUGAGUUCUUGGGAAAUCUGUCUGGAGACCCCUAUAUUAUGCACACCAAUGUUUUCUCUCAAGGAAAAGGCAGUCGUGAGCAGCAAUUCUACCUCUGGUUCGAUCCCACUGCAGACUUCCACACUUACUCCCUGCUCUGGAAUCCCCAUCAAAUUAUGUUUUCUGUGGAUGGAACUCCGGUGAGAGUGUUCAAGAAUAGCGAGGAUUUGGGCGUUGCAUAUCCCAAGAAUCAAGCGAUGAGAAUAUAUUCGAGCCUGUGGAACGCAGAUGAUUGGGCAACCAGAGGCGGUGCAGUGAAGAUCGAUUGGAGCAAAUCCCCAUUUGUGGCAUCUUAUGGAAAUUUCAAAGCAGAGACAUGCUCUGCCUCCUCCGAUUGCUCUGUGAAUUCAUGGUAUGGUGCACAGGCAUUGGAGUUAAGUGAGCAGGAGAAACUUGAAUGGGUGCGCAAGAACUACAUGAUUUACAAUUAUUGUACAGACAGUAAAAGGUUUCCGCAGGGCUUUCCUGCUGAAUGCACUCGCCAGACGUCCAACUGAGCUCAAAGGAUCAACAUGCGCCAAGUCUCAUCAAAUUCCUUAAUUCAAAUUCUUUUAUUCUUUCAUGUUUUUUGUAGCGAUUUCCAAGCCCAAGAGGCUAUAUUUGUAACAAAUGUGAUCCAAGACAAUUUAAUAUAUAUCUCAAAUUUGACUUGUUA
Messenger RNA from Cryptomeria japonica (Japanese cedar), 1133 nucleotides. RefSeq names its product xyloglucan endotransglucosylase protein 1-like. Lineage: Eukaryota; Viridiplantae; Streptophyta; Pinopsida; Cupressales; Cupressaceae. The transcript has 4 exons. Gene Ontology annotation, molecular function: xyloglucan:xyloglucosyl transferase activity; hydrolase activity, hydrolyzing O-glycosyl compounds. Gene Ontology annotation, cellular component: apoplast; cell wall. The record is from RefSeq and is a predicted model, not a curated record. Gene Ontology annotation, biological process: xyloglucan metabolic process; cell wall biogenesis. Bases 139 to 975 code for a protein of 278 amino acids.